CCUGAUAUACCUGUCCUUUUUCUUCCCCCUCGGCCGCUGCCGAUUUCUCCGACCCUGCAUCUUAUUGCUUUUUUCUUCCUGUGCUCUCAUCACCUUGGCCGUCUUCAUUACUCUCCUGCUUGCCAAUCGGUCAAGAGAGCCUUAUGUACAUUACUUCUCUAUUGUGUACUAAUACGCCAAUUUGCUGCUAAUUUUGCCUCCUUUGGUGUUUUCUCAAAUCGCCUCGCAUUCUUAUUUUCUCCCCUUCGUACAGCUCCUACCCCUUCACCUUCUCGUGUAAUAUAUCCAGUUAAACACCAUGGGCCUCGGCAACAUCAUUUACUUCGCUUUUCAUCCUUCAGAAUUGAGGUCGAUCAUCCAAUGGAAAGUCUGGCAUAACCCUGUUCAUGAACGUAACGAGAAGAACGAGACGGAGACGCAGAAGGCCUGCUUCAAGUUUCUGGACCUCACAAGUCGGAGUUUCAGUGCUGUGAUCAAGGAAUUACAUCCAGAGCUGCUUUUGCCGGUCUGUGUUUUCUAUUUGGCACUUCGUGGGCUUGAUACAAUAGAGGAUGAUACCUCAAUUCCCCUUGAAACCAAGGAACCUCUACUGCGCAACUUCAAAGACUUCCUAGAGCAAGAUGGUUGGACUUUUGAUGGGAACCGCCCGGAGGAGAAGGACCGUGAGCUGCUGGUUCAGUUCCACAACGUCGUUACUGAGUUCAGGAACAUGAAGCCUGCCUACCAAGUCAUCAUCAAGGAUAUCACCGACAAGAUGGGUAACGGUAUGGCUGACUACGCGCGCAAGGCUACCUUUGAAGAUGCGAGUGUAAAGACUGUCGAGGAGUACGAUCUUUACUGCUAUUACGUGGCUGGGUUAGUGGGUGAAGGCUUGACUCGUCUCUUUGUGGAGGCAGAGUUUGGCAACCCUGCUUUGCUGAAGCGCACACGUCUUCACAAGUCUAUGGGUCUUUUCCUCCAAAAGACAAACAUCAUUCGUGAUAUCCGCGAAGAUGAGGACGAUGGUCGACGAUUUUGGCCAAAGUCCAUCUGGUCGAAGCACGUCGAUAAUUUUGAAGACCUGUUUAAGCCCGAGAACCGGGAGGCGGCUCUCAAUUGCAAUUCUGAGAUGGUCCUAAACGCACUGGAACAUGUCGAGGACUGUCUCUUCUACCUUGCCGGUCUGCGCGAGCAGAGUGUUUUCAACUUCUGCGCUAUUCCCCAGGCCAUGGCAAUUGCUACAUUGGAACUUUGCUUCCGUAACUACACUAUGUUUGAACGGAACAUCAAGAUAACCAAGGGUGAUGCCUGCCAGCUCAUGACAGAGAGUACACAAAAUCUCCGAGUUCUGUGCGACGUUUUCCGGCGCUAUGUGCGACGGAUACACAAGAAGAACACACCCAAGGAUCCCAAUUUCCUAAAAAUCAGUAUCGUCUGCGGCAAGAUUGAGAAAUUUAUCGAGACAAUCUUCCCUUCGCAGGAUGCUGAUGCGGCCAAGCGUCGGGUUGAAGGCACUCUGUCGGAGGCUGAGGCUGAGAAGGCUCGACAGGAUGCGGAGACACGCAAAGACGUUUUGUUUAUGAUGGGUCUUAUGGGAGUAAUGGCUUUGAUAGUCACCGCUAUUAUGAUUGCAGUGGCGUGGGCUAUGGGCGCCCGGUUCGACCUUGCGUGGAAAGAGAUAAGAGAGGGUAACUUCAGUCCGAAAAAGGCAGUGCAGCACGGCGAGCUCUGACCAGUAUUACGAUUAUUUUAUUACUAAUUAUACCCCUUCACUGGUGGCACGCCACGAUGCCUUAUGAUAAGUACGCAGAUAUAAUAUU
Messenger RNA from Aspergillus nidulans FGSC A4, 1799 nucleotides. It is a transcript of the gene erg9, whose product is annotated as bifunctional farnesyl-diphosphate farnesyltransferase/squalene synthase. Gene Ontology annotation, biological process: farnesyl diphosphate metabolic process; lipid biosynthetic process; hexose transmembrane transport. Gene Ontology annotation, cellular component: membrane. Gene Ontology annotation, molecular function: squalene synthase [NAD(P)H] activity; transferase activity, transferring alkyl or aryl (other than methyl) groups; D-glucose transmembrane transporter activity. The record is from RefSeq and is a predicted model, not a curated record. The coding region runs from base 299 to 1711 and encodes 470 amino acids. The transcript is spliced from 4 exons. NCBI's taxonomy places the organism in Eukaryota, Fungi, Ascomycota, Eurotiomycetes, Eurotiales, Aspergillaceae.